AUGUCUGCUGCUGCUGAUUCCAGUGUGCUGAGGGCAGCACGGAACAAGUGCUACCAGGCCAGGGACAAGUUCUACUCGUGCUUGGAAGGUAGCGGUGCGGAAUUCCGGCCGGGCAAGGAGGCCCCUCUGGCGUGCAAAUCUGUCCGAAAGGAGUACGAGGCCUCUUGCAAAGCCUCCUGGGUGAAGCACUUUGACACUUUGCACGACAAGCGGCUGCAGCUGGCCCGGACACUGCAGACCAACAUCAGCCGUUCGUCGGCCUCAAGCAAGGGCAGCCUCGCAGGCGCCCCUCAGAGGUGA
Auxenochlorella protothecoides is the source of this 300-nucleotide messenger RNA. RefSeq lists its product as hypothetical. The record is from RefSeq and is a predicted model, not a curated record. Lineage: Eukaryota; Viridiplantae; Chlorophyta; Trebouxiophyceae; Chlorellales; Chlorellaceae. The transcript is spliced from 3 exons. The coding region runs from base 1 to 300 and encodes 99 amino acids. Gene Ontology annotation, cellular component: respiratory chain complex IV; mitochondrion.